This is a messenger RNA of Nilaparvata lugens (brown planthopper), 1048 nucleotides long. RefSeq lists its product as uncharacterized. The record is from RefSeq and is a predicted model, not a curated record. The coding region runs from base 16 to 1029 and encodes 337 amino acids. NCBI's taxonomy places the organism in Eukaryota, Metazoa, Arthropoda, Insecta, Hemiptera, Delphacidae. The transcript has 3 exons.
CCUCAUUAUCUUAAAAUGUGCUAUUUUGGCUUUUUUCAGAGCGUGAUUUUAUAUGGCCUCCCCCUCUGGGGUGGAGCCACAGAUGUCGCCCGAGUCCUUCAUCUCCAGAAGAGGGUCCUGAGGAUUAUUUGUGGGGAUGGUAGAUUAGCCCACUGUCACCCGCUCUUUAUCAAAGAGAGGAUCCUCACCGUCUUCUCCCUCUAUGUUCUUCAUACCCUUUGCAGAACACAUGCAAACGUGGGGUUGCUCGUGACCCGAAAGAGCUUCCACCCAUAUGAGACUGGGGGUAGACUCAGGCUGGAUUUACCCUACCAGAGGCUGAGCAGAACUCGGACUGGUCUGGCUCAUAUGUCUAUCAGCCUCUAUAAUAGGCUGCCUCUGUUGGCCAGGGAUCUGCCUGCUGUGUGGUUUCGAGGGGCUCUGAGAAGCCUGCUGACGGAUCACCCUCUGUACUCACUCCGUGAGUUCUUUAUGUUGGAGAGCAGUGUGUAUUGGUACAGUAACUGGUUUUUCAAAACAAAAAAUCAUAUGGAUGGAUGUAAGGAUUUUAAAUGUGAAUCUUGUGAUAAAACAUUUCCUCGCAAAAAUAGUUUGGAGCGCCACAGAAAAAAAGUAAAAUGUAGUAGGUCUACAGAAUCCUUCAUGGAAUAUUUAUUUGAUUCUAUGGAAGAAUUUUUGGAAUGGAAAUCAAAGAUGGAACUGGAAACACAUUCUAGCUACUUCAGAAGGGCAGGAGUGAUUAGUACUUCGGGAACUAAGCACCUCUAUUAUCAUUGCUCACGAACUGGAAGAUAUAAACCUGUAGAAGUGAGACAACGAAAGCUGAAAUCACAAGGCACUGCAAAACUAGAAACUAAGUGUCCAUCAAGGCUAGUAGUGAGAGAAGGUGAUCAAAUUUAUGUGAAAUUUUUCGACAAACAUGAAGGUCACGGAACCGAUUUGAAGCAUAUUCGUCUACCACUUUCUAUCAGAGAAUACGUAGUAGGUAAGUUAUCCACUGCCACUUUGUGGCACCCAAGUAUACUAUAGUGAGGUCCUCGUUAUAAUG